Messenger RNA from Cuscuta epithymum, 1461 nucleotides. The record is from the annotation of a GenBank genome assembly. Lineage: Eukaryota; Viridiplantae; Streptophyta; Magnoliopsida; Solanales; Convolvulaceae.
CUAGUCGGGUAGAUAAAAAUUCUUCUAGUUGAACUCAAAUAUUGCACUACUCGCAGUUGACCUGGCUGCACAGCAUCUGAAAGUUUCGACCUUUGAUGGUCCGAAUACACGGCUUAAACUGUAACCUGCUAAACUGCGGCAUCUCUGGGGCCAUAGAAGUCAGCGAAUUGUAUCUGAGCCUCUCAGGUUUUGGUCUGGCUUUGUGAGGAGAAUGGAUUUCACUAAGAUGAGUAGGGGGGAACUGACCAUGGUUGGAUCUGGGAUGUGUACAAUGCUUACUAUGCAUUUGACACUUCAGCUCUUGUCCCAACACCUUUUUUACUGGAAGAACCCUAAGCAGCAGAAAGCUAUUAUAAUAAUCAUACUUAUGGCCCCAAUUUAUGCACUUAACUCAUUUGUUGGAUUGUUGGAUCAUAAGGGAAGCAAAGAAUUUUUCAUGUUCCUUGACUCAAUUAAGGAAUGCUAUGAGGCUCUUGCAAUUGCUAUGUUUUUGGCAUUAAUGUAUAGCUACUUGAACAUAUCCAUAAGCAAAAACAUAGUGCCAGAUGAGAUCAAAGGGAGGGAGAUACACCAUUCUUUCCCAAUGACUUUAUUUCAGCCUAGAACUACUCAUUUGGACCACAAUACAUUGAGGCUUCUAAAGUACUGGACAUGGCAGUUUGUUAUAAUCCGCCCUGUCAGUUCCAUCUUGAUGAUAACGUUACAGAUCCUUGGGUUCUACCCAAGUUGGCUGAGCUGGACGUUCACGAUAAUUCUCAACAUUUCCUUUUACGUCGCAAUGUAUUCGCUGCUUGCUUUCUAUCAUCUAUUCUCAAAGGACCUUCAACCACACAAACCUCUUUCCAAGUUCCUCUGCAUCACGGGCAUAGUUUUCUUCUCCUUUUGGCAGGGGAUCUUGCUUGACAUUCUGGUUGCAAUGGACAUUAUAAAAUCACAGCACUUCUGGCUGGACGUUGAGCAUAUUCAGGAAGCCAUUCAAAAUGUCUUAAUUUGUGCCGAGAUGGUUUUCUUUUCCCUUAUGCAGCAAUAUGCAUUCCAUGUUGCCCCCUACAGCGGUGAUGUGGAAGCAAGAUUGAAACUAAAAAAGCGUGAAUAGUAUGUUCCUAGCUAUCAUUGUAUCUCUUCAUUAUAGUAUAGAGAUGUGUAUAGGGUAGGUAACCAGUUAUAAUUGUGAAUUCGCUCAGGUGCCGGAUAUAGGGUAUGCCCUUGGGCUUUAACAUACUAGGAGUGCUCUUACAGUCUUACUGUUAUACUCCGUAUGUUACUAGUACCAUUUUUAAUACGAAGUAUAUACAAGGGGCAUUUGAGUAAUUCAUAUGGUUGCCGGGUUUUGUUGUGCAUUCAUUGGUGUAACCAGUUUAUCGUGUAUAGAUAUAUUUUGAAUGUUUUGUAGAAAAAGACAGAAUAGUAUAUGGACGAGACAGGAAAUUAAUGAUAAUAAUAAUCAACUCGAGAUUACAC